AAGCGGAAGGACAGAUGACAUGCGGGCUCUAUGAUGUGGGCGUGCCUCGCGGACAAAUACUGUCUUCUUCCGUGAAGUAACCUAGUAGGCUUCACACGCUCGUCGUCGACUUGGACUUAACAAAACAACUGGAAAAUUAAGAUACCGACAAUGGAAUCACUGACGGCUGCAAACACCAACUUCUCCCUGGAUCUGUUUAAGAAGAUAAGUGAGAGUAAUAAAUCGGACAACAUCUUCUACUCUCCACUCAGCAUCUCCUCAGCUCUGGCCAUGGUGUACAUGGGCGCCCGGGGGAACACAGCUACACAGAUGUCUGUGGUGCUUGGCUUUACGAAAGAAAAAGAACCCGAAGUUAACUCUGGACAGCAACAACAAUUACAGAGACACCAGCUUCCACUGGAUGUGUUGAAGUCUCUCCGCUCCCAAACUGAUGAUGACAUUCAUGCUGAAUUCAGCAAGCUGAUGUCUGAACUGAACAAAGAGGGUGCCCCGUAUGCACUGAGCCUGGCAAAUCGCCUGUAUGGGGAGCAGUCUUACGAGUUUGUGGAGAAAUUCAUUAUGGACACAAAGAAGUUCUAUCAAGCAGAGCUGGAGACUGUUGACUUCAAAUCAAAAGCAGAGGAUGAAAGGGUGAAGAUUAACAGCUGGGUGGAGAAGCAGACUCAAGAGAAAAUCAAGAACUUGCUGGCGAAAGGGACUGUUGAUCAUAUGACCAUACUGGUGUUGGUGAAUGCCAUCUAUUUUAAGGGUAACUGGGACAAGAAAUUCAAAGAGGCCGACACAAAGGAAGUUCUGUUCAAAUUGAGCAAGAAUGAAAGUAAGCCAGUACAGAUGAUGCACCAGAAGGCCAAAUUUGAUUUGGCGUUCAUUCCGGAGGUCAAUUGUCAGAUUCUGGAGAUGCCUUACAUUGGUAAAGAGCUGAGCAUGCUUAUUAUUCUGCCCAGAGAGAUUGAGGAUGACUCCACAGGGCUUGAGAGGUUGGAAAGGGAGCUUACAUACGAAAAGCUCAUUCAGUGGACACAGCCUGAAAAUAUGGAUACUCCUGAGGUAAAUGUGGCUCUGCCCAAGUUCAAGAUGGAAGAGAGCUAUGACCUGAAAGAUAUUCUGGUCAGUAUGGGCAUGAAGGAUGCCUUUGAUGUGGCUAAAAGCGACUUCUCUGGCAUGUCUCCCAACAAUGGCCUGGUGGUGUCCAAAGUGGUGCACAAGGCCUUUGUGGAGGUGAACGAGGAGGGCACAGAGGCUGCUGCCGCCACUGCUGUCAUGAUGAUGUAUCGAUGUGCCAGGCCACCCCCAAUUAUGUUCACCGCAGACCAUCCCUUCCUGUUCUUCAUCAGACACAACCCCACUCAGAGCAUCCUCUUCUAUGGCCGUUUCUGCUCCCCUUGAAGUCUUAAACUCUGCCGUUUCUACUAAAGCAAUAAUGUCUAGACAUUCAAUAUUUCUGUAAUGCUGCUUGUCUUAAAACAUGUAAUCAACUAAAUAAUGUUUCCUACAGUAUAUUGUACUGUGAGAUUUCUAUGGUAUCCUCUUUGAAAUAUAAUGCAUUUCAAUACUUCUGCUUUACUUAGUGAUCAACUGAAAACAACAAGCAAUAAGCAGUGUCACAUUUUUGAAAAUAAAAGUGCACUAAACUUGA
Messenger RNA from Conger conger (European conger), 1636 nucleotides. Its product is annotated as leukocyte elastase inhibitor-like. The transcript is spliced from 8 exons. Gene Ontology annotation, molecular function: serine-type endopeptidase inhibitor activity. Bases 151 to 1386 code for a protein of 411 amino acids. NCBI's taxonomy places the organism in Eukaryota, Metazoa, Chordata, Actinopteri, Anguilliformes, Congridae. The record is from RefSeq and is a predicted model, not a curated record. Gene Ontology annotation, biological process: negative regulation of endopeptidase activity.